This is a messenger RNA of Microthlaspi erraticum, 297 nucleotides long. The record is from the annotation of a GenBank genome assembly. Lineage: Eukaryota; Viridiplantae; Streptophyta; Magnoliopsida; Brassicales; Brassicaceae.
AUGGAAGUCAGCAAGAGAAUGGAGAUGUUGGAGAGGAAGUCGUCCAUAGAUACAGAGCCUAUGACAUUACAUUUCGAUCAGAUAGAAAACGCUCGAGAAGAAGCAAUAUGUGUGAUAAAAACCAAGACAUUUCAAGAAGCUAUGGAUAUUUUUACUAAGGAGACGCAAGACAGUUUAAAGGCUCGUGAGGAGAAUAGAGAAAAAUAUGCAAACAAGAAGAAUGAUGAUGAUGAUGAAGAGGAAAGAUUAGUCUUUCUUAGUCCUCAUGGUUGGGACAUUGCGUCAGCUCCUUUUUAA